Messenger RNA from Armigeres subalbatus, 4556 nucleotides. RefSeq names its product protein windpipe (gene wdp). The transcript is spliced from 3 exons. The record is from RefSeq and is a predicted model, not a curated record. Gene Ontology annotation, molecular function: protein binding. The coding region runs from base 1211 to 3301 and encodes 696 amino acids. Gene Ontology annotation, cellular component: extracellular matrix. Lineage: Eukaryota; Metazoa; Arthropoda; Insecta; Diptera; Culicidae.
GGCGCGACGCGUCGUGAAGCGGUUCUUAGUUUUAGCUCUCGAUGCGCUCGGACCCCUACGAAACCACUCGCGGACGUAUCAUUGAGAAAAAAAAAACAACCGUUCAAGAAGGACCCGUUGACUAGCCUAUAUUUUUGUGAUAACUGCAAUUCGUUUCGAUUGAAGCUACCCAACAACGUUUAAUUUACGAGGCUGCUCCCGACAGUGACAGUGAGUUGGACAUAUCCAGAUGUGACGGGGGCACGUGUUCCGAAAAGGGGUUCUUCCUACGGAGAAUCGAGAAAGGGUUUAUUUCCUGUGUUGGUUUAUCACACCUUUGGCCUGCAACGUGCAAAUGCCUUAGUCGAGGGAUAGUGGCGUAUUUUUGGUCGCCGGAACGGUUUUGCCACGAGCUGUGGCGGUGAAGUGGAGACGAGCGCGGCAUAGACAGUGUGUAUUCUCUUAUCAGCAAGUGGGAUUUUAUUUUCGGAGUGUGGUCCAAGUGCUCGAGCAACCUUCUCGGCUCCAGUUGAGGCAAAGGUGUGGUACUGUGUGGAAGAAAUUUAAAAUUGAUUAGUGGCUAUUAGGGAGAAAAUUUAAGUUUAUUAAUCAACCAGAAAUAAAAGAAACGGAGAACUCCCAUCGUCUUAUAAGCAAUGAAGAAAAUCAUUAUAUAACACCACCGUACGAGAGGAAAUGUGAACGUGAGUGCAUCCCCGAAAGAAAGGAAAUACAGGAAAAGCAAUAAAAGCUGUUAACAGAAACCGGUGAUCAAGUGAAUAAAAUCGCUAAGAAAAGGUACCAACUUGAAUUAUGUCUUCAUCGGUGGAAGAUCGUCGUCACACGGGUUGAGGAUGAUUUCACGAGGCUGAAAAUAUGUGUGCGUCUCUAUGUGCUGCCGUGGUGUCGAUGGAUUUUCGAUCUUGAUAACGAGAGUUUGUUGUAGCGCUCCGCUUUGACUGAUUUGGAAAUUAUCAGUAACUGAUAUGAUUGAGUGGUGGUGUUAAGGUGCUAGAAGGCGAAGCGACUGACGGUUGGAACUGUUUUGUCCGAAAUCAACGUGUCCGGGAGCAUCCUGUCAAUCGACGACGUGUACAGUUAGGACAACAGAAUCCGACAACUUACUAUAAAAGAAGACGCACAUUUGGAGGCCAUUGCCUUACGCUUGUCUUGUUCUGGAUUAAGAAAGAUCCAGUGCCUCCAAUACCUUGCCGUUGCCCAACUCAACUAAAUGAUGACGUCGUCCGGAGUGGCGUCGUCGUCGGCGACAACGACUACCAACCGCCGCCAUCUGCCCCAGUUGGCACUGGUGGCCCUACUCGUAUUGCUCAAUGCCGUCGCGGCUACAAACACAUCAGCCUACAUCUGUCCCAAGGGCUGUGAAUGCAACAACGCCAGCAUCGCUUGCUCCAGCGCAUCCGGGCUGCGCAGUAUCGACAAAAGUUUACCCAUCAAGCGGCUGGUCCUGUCCGGGUUAGAGCUGAAAAAGAUACCGGCCCACUUGGAAAACAUCCGAAACAUCACCGAGUUGGAUCUGUCCGACAACCAACUGGCUGAGGUAAAUCACCUGGGCAAGCGGAUACGGCGUCUCAAUCUGAGCCAGAAUCGAAUCACGUCCGGAAAGCUGUCGAAGAUCCCACUGUACGUGGAAUCGCUGAAUUUGUCGCACAAUGAUAUCACUUACCUGCCGCUGUAUUUGAUGAAACUAAAGAAGCUGCGAUCCAUUGAGCUGGCGGACAAUCCGAUAAACUGCACCUGCGAAACGUUGCACAUUCGAAACUGGCUGACAACCAGGCACGUGUGGUCUGAUCAGCAUAUCAAAUGCAAUGCCCCGCAAGAGUUCAAGGGUAGACCGUGGCUACAGGUGAAGCAAUCGGAUGUUUGCAAUGAAGCUAGAAGAGACGGUGGCUACAAUUGGGAUGACUAUGAGGAUGAAAACGAUUUGAUGCUGGGAGAUCAAGCAGAUUUGAACGACGACGAGGAAGAGGAUGAUGAUGAUUUCAAAAAAGAAUACUUCCCUGUCGGAGAGAAGCUAAAAUCGCAAGAUCCUCCGAUGGACAUACAAAAUGACGAGGAGUUGGAGGAUGCUUCCGGCAGUGGACCAUCGGACAUUGGAGAAGAGGAAAAGGCUGAGGCAAGAAAAGUAGCUGAUUUGUCUUCGACAGUUGAGGGAUCUGGUGCUGAAAGUGACGACAGUGUUCGAGUUGGCCAGGUCCAAAAUGCAGUGGAAAGCGAAGAUGAUGAUGGCAGUGGUAGUGGAGCUGGUGCUUUCCUCACUGGAUUACGGGCGAUUGGAGCUGAAGAUUCUUCCGAAAAACCGACUGACACUGAUUUAGAAGACAGUACCAGUGAAGAAAAACCCAUAACUCCCCCAGAUGGAUUGGGCAUCUUUGGCAAAGGGCUUGAUGACGAUUCAACUUCAUCACCAGCUACGGAGUCUACGGAAGGGGUUAUGCCUGUUAAUGUAAAUGUGUUUGCGGAUGUCAGCAAAGGCACCUCCGGAGGUACAGACGGCCCAACUGAAGAGCAGAAAUCAAACAUCUCCGAAUCACCUACUCGCGCUGAUACUGAUAGCCAAGGAACAUAUAUUCUAUUGGCAAUUCUUGGAAUUAUUCUUAUUAGCUUGAUUCUUGUGGUUAUGUGCAAGCGGAAGCCAAGUUCCAGAAACCGUCGUGGUAAAGCAGACCUUGAAGCCGCCAGAGGACGCGAAAUGCUGGACAUGGACAAGAAUUUGUUGGGCAAACCUGUGGAGAAGAAUGGCCAUAGCAUACCGGAGCAAACACCUCUGAUAAAUGAUAAAUCUGAUUAUCAAAAGGUUUUCAGUGAUAAACCCAACAAUUAUCCUCCAGCAAAACCAGAAAGGACUUCCUUAGAUAAGCCCGCCAUGGAAUCAUUCAAACCAGUUCCUGCUGACAGAAACAAGAGCAAAGAAAGCUUGUACGAAAAUGUGCCUCCGAAUAACAACAAUAAUACGGUUCCGCUCCAGAACGGAAACGGACCCGUAGGAAACGGUGACCUACCCGGAGUUCAUCAACCCAAUCACAAUGUGCCAUCUCAAGCCGAUGAAGAGUUCCUACCGCCAAAUGGCAAUCCUAACCAACUUCAGCCAGAGCCCAUUGAGUCGCCCAAAUCCAAACGAUACAGUCCCAUCUACGUGCCCACGUCACCAAAGUCCGAUCGCUACAGCCCGGUGUACUCGCCGGAAACCGGACGCGUCAAAAUCAAACUAACCGAAACUCCGAAACCAAAAACUCCUAUCUUGGUCACGCGAAGUCGAUCGAGAGCCGGAGAUUACAUAACGACAACCGACCAGAAGUUCUGAUCCACGCUGAACAGCGAAGGACAGACAGACAGACGUCACAGACCUUGGUACACCUUGCUGCGGAUUUUGCUGCGGCCUUCCUAACGAAUCCGGGACGUCAUGAGACCGAUGACGUCCGUCUAGGCACUGCUAAUCCGCACAGACGGUGACCCGAGCUUGUUUUUAGAUCGACAUUGAACAUUUGUUAUCGGUGAGGUUGCCAAACCGAUAAGAGUAUAUCGAGUCAGAAAUUUGUAUAGAUAAGCAUCCGUUGAGAAUUGAGUUUCCUACGUUCAACGUUUAGUAACCUGUCAUGUGCGCUCAAAACAGUAAUCGCUUAGGAAGAGAUUUUCAGGAAUUAUAGUAAACGAAACAUAAAUUUAGGAAAGCGGCAUGAAAAGGAAAUAUUUUGCAAUAAGAUUCUUCGUGGUUGCAAUCGUGAUGAAGGAAAAGUUUAUGCUAUAGAUCGUUUAAAUAAUCAGUCAUCAUCAGUGUGCACAAAACGUUUUAACUUUUAAAAAUGAUGGGUUAUUCAUGUAGUAAUAAUGAGUCAAUCUAAACACACAUGGACUUCUCGACAGAAUCGUUAAAGCAUAAAUUAUUAGGAAAACUAAAAACAAAUGUGAUAGUUAAACACACCCAUUCAUAAAAACACAAAAUCAUUCAGCCAUGUGGAAGAACAACCAGAAGAACAAAGUAAAUCAUAGCAUUCAGAAACGUUCCUGAAGAAUCCUCUCCUUCCUUCUUGCACCAUUGUGAACCUUAGUUUUCAGUCGGUCGCUCUUAGAAUGUAAAUAUUAACGUGCAAAUUGUUGAAUUAUGUGACCCCUUUCUUCCCCAGUUGAGAAUUAUGUUCCCUAUUACUGCACUGUGACGACUAAAGAUGCCAAUAAAUUAUUAGACUAAAAUCAUAGUUACGUAAAAUAAUUUCCUUACGACAUUGAAUAGAUGUGUGCUAAGUCCAUUUGAAAGAGAAUUUUGUCUGCGUAUGACCUUUUCAAAAGAAUAGAAAAAUAAAGCCAAAUUUGUAAACACGAAAUAUGGAUUCACAAAUCUGACAUUGAUAAUCAGAAGAUGCUGCCUUAUGUGGAAUUCAACAACCCCAUCACCCGGUGCGAAAUGGAACCGUGGGAACGUUCAGCUUGCAAUCAAAAUGUGUGUCACGAAUGAACAUGUUUGUUAAGUUUAAGUAAUUUAACGAAAGAGAGGAUAGUGAAGAAAUACUAUUGUAUAUGUAUUUUAAAUAAAUUAUAUUAGAAUUUAACACUGUCGUGAA